AUGAACCAAUCCACGGCUCUAAUUGCUAACUCUCAACUACAAAACAAUAAUGGCUCGUUGCAAAGGCCUCAGAAUAUUAGCAGUUCACAAAAUGCUAAUGGUCAAUUUCGAGGUGCCUCAAAUAUUGGCGGGCAGCCACUAAGGCUUCAAAACCAAUUAAUCAGUAUUACCAUUGCCGCUCAAUAUUAUAUAGACCUAGUUGAAGGCACUGAUCCAUUCACUAGAACACAAGGGUUAGAAAAUUCUUCACCACAGAACUCCCAAUCAUUAACGUUGGG
Molecule: messenger RNA, 278 nt
Organism: Racocetra persica
Lineage: Eukaryota; Fungi; Glomeromycota; Glomeromycetes; Diversisporales; Gigasporaceae
Source: the annotation of a GenBank genome assembly